GACUAGUUUGUGAAGUGGGUGGAAUUAAGAGUGACAUCAUUUCGCAUCAUCAUCGCACCGGAUAGCGUAAGUCCAAGAAAGAGUUUGAGAAACUUGAAGAACACGAGCAGGAGCCCAAAGUGACUUACAAUCAGUUUAGAACACAUCCAACUCACUUAAGAAGUUUAAGAGACCCAAGUUGACAGAAGACGAUGAUCGCCUCUCAUUUACUGGCAUACUACUUCACUGAGCUUCACCAUGAUCACGUCCAGAAAGUGGAUAAGUUCCUGUAUCACAUGCGACUGUCAAAUGAUAACCUGAUGGAUGUCUCCAAGCGGUUCAGGAGGGAGAUGGAUAAAGGACUAGGCAGAGACACUAACCCCACCGCAGCUGUCAAGAUGCUCCCCACCUUUGUCCGCUCAACACCUGAUGGCACAGAAACGGGCGACUUCCUUGCCCUGGACUUGGGAGGAACAAAUUUUCGAGUUCUGCUUGUCAAAGUGUCCAGUAAUGGAGGACAAAAGGUGGAGAUGGAAAAUCAGAUCUACGCCAUUCCAGAGAACAUAAUGAGGGGCAGUGGGUCAGAGCUCUUCGAUCACAUAGCUGAAUGCUUGGCCAGUUUCCUCGAAAAAUUGGGCAUCAAAGACAAGAAGCUCCCUCUUGGCUUUACCUUUUCAUUUCCUUGCCAGCAGACCAAACUAGAUGAGAGUUUUCUGGUGUCCUGGACCAAAGGUUUUAAGGCGAGUGGGGUGGAGGGGAGAGAUGUUGUGGGCCUGUUGAGAAAAGCCAUCAAGAAGAGAGGGGACUUUGACAUUGACAUUGUGGCUGUGAUCAAUGACACCGUUGGCACCAUGAUGACCUGUGGGUAUGACGACCAUAACUGUGAGAUCGGCCUCAUUGUCGGAACGGGCACCAAUGCGUGUUACAUGGAGGAGAUGCGGCACUUGGAGCUGGUGGACGGUGAUGAAGGUCGUAUGUGUGUGAACAUGGAGUGGGGUGCGUUCGGUGAUGAUGGCUCCCUGGAUGACAUCCGCACUGAAUUCGACCGGGAGAUUGACGCUGGGUCCCUGAACCCUGGCAAACAGCUGUUUGAGAAGAUGAUUAGUGGGAUGUACAUAGGGGAGCUGGUCAGACUCAUCCUGGUGAAGAUGGCCAAAGACGGUCUGCUGUUCCAGGGACACACCACUCCAGAUCUGCUCACCACUGGCCACUUCCAGACUUCCUUUGUCUCUGCCAUUGAAAAUAUAAAGAAAAAUGAGGGUCUGGUGAGUGCAGAGAAGGUGUUGAGAGAACUCGGACUGGACCCGUCCCCUGAAGACUGCAUGGCUGUGCAGCGUGUGUGUGUGAUUGUGUCUACACGUGCGGCCCAUCUCUGUGCUGCCACGCUUGCGGCUGUCCUACGGCAGAUUCGAGAUAACAAAGCCGUAGAGAAAUUUCGCACCACUGUUGGCGUGGAUGGAUCGGUCUACAAAAACCACCCACAGUUUGCCCGCCGACUGAAUAAGAUGGUGCGGUUAUUGGUGCCUGACUGUGACGUGCGUUUCUUGCGCUCUGAGGAUGGCAGUGGUAAGGGGGCUGCCAUGGUUACAGCUGUGGCAUACCGGUUGGCAAAGCAGCAUGCAGCGCGUCAGCGUAUCCUGAACACCCUGCGUCUCAAUCGGGAUCAACUCCUGGAGGUGAAGAAAAGGAUGGAGGAGGAGAUGAACCGAGGCUUGGCUAAAAAAACACAUGACAUGGCAACUGUCAAAAUGCUGCCCACCUUUGUACGCUCCACACCGGAUGGAACAGAGCGUGGCGACUUCUUGGCCCUGGAUCUGGGCGGUACAAACUUCAGGGUGCUCUUGGUGCGCGUUCGAAGUGGGAAAAGACGGAGCGUGGAGAUGCAUAAUAAGAUCUACACCAUCCCCCAAGACAUUACCAAGGGCACCGGCGAGGAGUUAUUUGAUCACAUCGUGCACUGUAUUGCUGACUUCCUGGAAUAUAUGGGUAUGAAGGGGGCAUCAAUGCCUCUGGGUUUUACCUUCUCGUUUCCUUGCCAUCAGACCCGACUGGACCAGGGUGUCUUGAUAAAGUGGACAAAGGGCUUCAAGGCCUCAGGGUGUGAGGGAGAGGAUGUGGCCACGCUGCUGAAAGAUGCCAUCCAUCGCAGUGAGGAAUUUGAUUUGGAUGUGGUAGCUGUUGUGAAUGACACUGUGGGCACGAUGAUGACAUGUGGGUACGAAGACCCACAAUGUGAAGUUGGGCUCAUUGUUGGCACAGGGACUAACGCAUGCUACAUGGAGGAGAUGUCAAACGUUGAGCUGGUGGAUGGAGAUGAGGGUCGUAUGUGUGUGAACAUGGAGUGGGGAGCGUUUGGGGACCGCGGGGAGCUGGAUGACUUGUGCACAGAGUUUGAUCGAGCUGUUGAUGACCAAUCCACUUACCCUGGGAAACAGCGGUAUGAGAAGAUGAUCAGCGGGAUGUAUCUUGGUGAGAUCGUCAGAAAUGUCCUCUUGGACUUCACUGACAAAGGUCUGCUUUUCCGCGGCAAAGCUUCAGAAAGACUGAAAAAGCGCGGCAUCUUUGAAACCAAGUUCCUGUCGCAGAUUGAGAGCGAUCGUUUGGCACUGAGGCAAGUUCGUUCCAUCCUGCAGCACCUGGGUUUGACCAGCAGUACGUGUGACGACAGUAUCCUUGUGAAGGAAGUUUGCAGUGUAGUGUCCAAACGGGCAGCCCAGUUGUGUGGAGCUGGUCUGUCGGCCGUGGUGGACAAGAUACGAGUGAACCGUGGCCUUGAGAAACUCAGCAUCACCGUAGGAGUGGACGGCACGCUCUACAAACUCCACCCACACUUUUCUACCAUUAUGCGGGAGACCUUAAGAGACCUGGCACCCAACUGUGAGGUUGAUCUCGUCCAAUCAGAAGAUGGCAGUGGAAAAGGUGCUGCCCUCAUCACGGCUGUGGCUUGUCGAUUAAGAGAUGCUGGAAAGAAAUGACUGAACAAAAUACUAUAAAGGGAAAAAGAUUAUAAGAGAGAAAUUACAUGAUGAGCUUCCUUUUUUGCCAUAAUGUCACCUUAAUGAAAAAACACUCCUGUCUGUGAAUGAAUGUAUCUUAUUUAUUUUUGUUCCAUUUUAUGGUUUUGGUCAUUAAUUGCAUGGACUUGGCAUAUGCUGGUGAGGGAUUGUUCAUAAAAAAAAGGGGGGAAAAUCAAGCAGAAGAAAAACUAACUAUUAUAUAUAUUUACAUUGUUAAUGAUUUGAAUUACUGUACUGUCUGAGAUUUUAUUCAUCUGUUGAGCUGUGAAGUUGGUGUGUAAACAGAAUUUUUAUUUUGGGGUGAACUCUUCUUUUUAAAGGAAUAGCUCUCACAAAAAUGUUAAUCAGCUAAAAAAAAAAAAAUAAUAAUAAUAAUAAUUACCCUCAUGGCCAUCCAAGCUGAAGAUAAGUUUUUUCAGUCAUCAGAACAGACUUGCAGAAAUGUAGCAUUGCACCACUUGCUCACCAAUGGAUCGUCUGCACUGAAUGGGUGCCAUCAGAAUGGAUUACCUAUGAAUUAUUGUGAUUAUUUAUUUUUAAUCAGCUGUUUGGACUCUCAUCCUGACGGCACCCAUUCACUGCAGAGGAUCCAUUGGUGAGCAAGUGAUACAAUGUUAUAUUCCUCCAAAUCUCUUCAGAUGAAGAAACAAACUCAUCUACAGUAUGUCAUGGCAAGAGGAUGAGUACACUUUAUCAAGUUUUAUUUCAUUUUAUUUUAAAUUUUUUUUCCUUGAAAUACCUUGAACGGUGAUUCUUAAGCGAGGAAGGUCUUCUGCUUAAUCUUAAUUAGUGUCUGUGCUGCUGUUCCUGUAACUAAAGGACAGUCCUGCUGCUAUUGGACCGAGUCGAACAGGUCCUGUGCUGGUCUGAAGAAAGCUGUCAGGCGAAAGCAUUUUUAGGGCUAACUUGAUGGUUUGAGGAAAACUGGCUUUAAGUGCUGGACUGUAAGUAACAGAAUAUAGUCCUGUAUAAUAUCUACUUAUGUAAUACAAACACAUGGAUAUAUUGUGCACAGACAAGUAAAUGUUGCUCUCCAUGUUUAAAUGCACAAAAUUAAUGGCACUGGCACUUUUUAGUUUGGAAAUUGCAGGUGAAAUUAUCACCGUUAGAUGUCAAGACUGAGACUCCCAUUGUGAAAAUGAACGUGUCAGAUUGUGUCUUUUCUUGCAGCCCUGGUGAGAUAUUUAUUAUUGAUGAAUGCUCCCUUUGCUGAUCAGAGUCAGGCUUCGCAGUUUAUCAUGUUGUGGAUAAUGUCAGGGUUUCUUCAACAGCUGUAAGGUGCAAUUUUCUUUGAGCAAUUAUUGAGUGAGUGUCAUUUUGUCUGACUUUCAAUAAGGUGUCUUCUGCAAAGGUGUCCCUUUAGUCUAGUAAUCACAUAAGAUCAAAUUGGUAAUUUUAUUUGUAUGUGAUUUUGCUUAUUUAUCUACUUGAUUAAACUGCUUGUUGAAGGUUGGAUUAAUUUUAAUUUUACAGUGUAACAUUUGCAAAUUGCUUUUCAUAUUUCCCUUUGACAUCGGCAUUCCUGUUUUAUUCACACUAGAUUGGUUCCAGACAAUAAAGAUUGACAUCACUGAUAUAAGUGCAUUCCCAGUCGCCAAAAUUGAUGGAGCAUACAAGAAAAUGUCAGGUCAUCUAUUUUUGUAUGUAAUUUCAUUCUGCACACAAAAGCAGCGCAGAAAUAUCCCUCCGGCUAAGUUUUUUUUUUUUCCUGCAUGAACACUGCAGGCUCUGGCAUCAGGAAAUGUACACAUGCAUAAUACAUUAUAUGCCUUUAUGUUGGUUAGUGGUUGUAGUUGGUUAUGCA
Carassius auratus (goldfish) is the source of this 4800-nucleotide messenger RNA. It is a transcript of the gene hk2, whose product is annotated as hexokinase 2. NCBI's taxonomy places the organism in Eukaryota, Metazoa, Chordata, Actinopteri, Cypriniformes, Cyprinidae. Gene Ontology annotation, cellular component: cytosol; mitochondrion. Gene Ontology annotation, biological process: glucose metabolic process; carbohydrate phosphorylation; glucose 6-phosphate metabolic process. Bases 192 to 2954 code for a protein of 920 amino acids. Gene Ontology annotation, molecular function: glucokinase activity; ATP binding; D-glucose binding. The record is from RefSeq and is a predicted model, not a curated record. The transcript has 18 exons.